AUGUCUUGGAUGCCUGCGUUUACCGAUAAAAUAGCUCACCCGGUUCCUAUCGUUAGUUUAUUAAAAUCAAAGCAGGUAACUCCUCCUCCACCUCCUAGACCUAUUACCAUUUCUAUUGUUGGCGCUGGGCAAAGAGGUUCGGGUUAUGCAUAUUACACUAAAAUUGAACCGCAAUGGGCCAAAGUAGUCGCUGUCGCUGAACCUGUAGAUUUUCGAAGGAAUAAAAUGGCUAAGUUAUAUAAUAUCCCUGAAGAAAAUGUGUUUACAGAUUGGAAAGAAAUGAUCAAAUGUCCAAAACUAAGUGAUGCAGUUGUAAUUGCAACUUUAGAUGAACUUCAUGUCGAACCGGCUGUUGCAUUUGCAAAUAAGAAAUAUAACAUUUUACUAGAAAAACCAAUGGCUAUUACUAUUGAAGGUUGUAAGAAGAUUACUGAAGCUGUUAUGAAGAAUGAGAUCAUUUUUGCAGUAGGACAUGUUUUAAGAUAUACAGCACAUAACAUUCUUAUUAAAUCAAUUAUUGAUGCCGGUUACCUUGGAAACAUUGUUAAUAUUCAACAUAUGGAGCCGGUUGGAUUUUGGCAUUUUGCUCACUCGUAUGUAAGAGGUAAUUGGAGAAAAGAAGAAGAGACUUGCUUUUCUUUAAUGACAAAGAAAAUUGGUUCAUUUGGUAAUUUGGUAUAUUUCAAUUCAAAAAAUAAACCAAAAGAAGCUGGUGACGCAAAACAUUGUUAUGAAUGCAAAAUUGAACCAACCUGUCCUUAUUCCGCAAAAAAAAUUUAUAUUGAUAAUGGUUAUAAAAAAGGAGUAGUAUCUUGGCCUAUUAGUGUUGUUACUGAUAUUAUUGAUAUUGAAAAUUUAACUAAUGCAUUAAAAAAUGGUCCUUAUGGAAGAUGUGUUUAUGAAUGUGAUAAUGAUGUUGCGGAUAAUCAAGUAGUCAAUUUAGAAUUUGCCAAUGGUUCAACUGCAAAUAUUACCAUGAUAGCAUUUACUGAAACCGUUUGUAAAAGAAAGACAAAGUAA
Messenger RNA from Cetraspora pellucida, 1020 nucleotides. NCBI's taxonomy places the organism in Eukaryota, Fungi, Glomeromycota, Glomeromycetes, Diversisporales, Gigasporaceae. The record is from the annotation of a GenBank genome assembly.